CCUCACUCACUACCAUAAACACAUUCCAGCACCACUCAUCAUUGGUCUAAUCAUUUCAUUUCUUGAUGUGUUAUUUGAGUUUAUACAUAAUUUAUCUGCCCACACAAGAUCUUCAAAACUCGUCCACUAAUAUAGUAAUAAAUAGUCUCAUCAGCUGAGUUACGAUAUGGAGAUUGAGGAAACAUCAUCAAGGAAGCAGAUGAGUGACCAGGUUUCACUUGAUAUUGAAAAAUUAGAAAGGUGUAUGAGAAGCGAGAUGAAAAGCUUGCAUCGUUUAUCAGAUCAAUGUUGCAUAUAUAGAGUUCCUGUGCAACUACGCGAGUUAAAUGAAAAAGCCUACACCCCUCGAGUAGUCUCCAUUGGCCCGCUUCACUAUGGGAAGGAGGAAUUUCGAGCAAUGGAAGAGCAUAAAAAAAGGUACCUGUUUGAUUUUUUAAAUAGGAGCGGGGUAAGCUUGUUGGAGUUCAUUAAAGCCACUGAGACAUGUGAGACAGAAUUGAGAAAUUGUUAUGCAGAAAACAUUCAAUUUCCCAGAGAGGAUUUUGUGAAAAUGAUGUUAACAGAUGCGGCUUUUUUGAUUGAGUACUUUCUAAAAAGAUAUUUCGGUGGCUGGCCAAAAGCAGAUCGUAUAUUCAGAAAACAACGACUUACAAACAAUAUAAGGUAUGACAUAUUGUUACUUGAGAAUCAGGUUCCUUUCUUCUUCCUUGAGAAGUUAUUGAAUCUAUCUAAGGUUGGAAUUUCCAUAGUUGAGUUGAUCCAGUGUUUUUUCACUCGUGAAGUUAUAAGGCUAUCUCUAAAGCUAAAAAACUUAUCGGAGAAGAGCUUUCAAGCGCUGCAUCUUGUUGACUUCCUAAGAAUAUGUCUGCAGCCAUCAAACCCAACUCCAAACAAAAAAUAUAGAAAUUUAUCCACACCCACUAUUACGCAUCUCCAUCAAGCGGGAGUGAAGUUUGAAUCCAGUUCAAGCCAUUGCCUACUUGACAUAAAAUUUGAAAAGGGAAUUUUGUAUAUUCCAGAAUGGAAAAUUACAGAUCAUACAGAAACUUUACUUAGGAAUAUAUUGGCCUUUGAGCAGUGCCAUUCGUCUGACAACUAUACCAGUGACUAUGUUAUUAUCAUGGAUUUUCUUAUUAACGAUGAAGAGGAUGUCGAACUACUCAUUCAAAAUGGAAUCAUAGAAAACUGGCUGCAGGAUAACCAAGCCGUAGCAACCUUUGUCAACAGUCUUGGCAAUCAGACUCUUGUGGGUGAGUAUUUCUAUUUUUCUGAUCUCGUUAAAGAUCUUAACGCGUACUGCAAGAUCCCUAGGAACAAGUGGAAGGCAACCUUGAAGCAAAAGUAUUUCAAUAAUCCAUGGACUAUUAUCUCUGUUAUAGCAGCUUCUUUUCUCCUCAUGCUCACUGUCAUCCAAACAGUAUGUUCCAUCCUUCAAGUGGGCUAAUUAAUUUCCAACGUAUAUUGCAAUUGUAAUUCUAAUUAAGCAGGCUAUGUUAAUGUUAUAUAUAUUUCUGAUUA
Hevea brasiliensis (rubber tree) is the source of this 1518-nucleotide messenger RNA. RefSeq names its product putative UPF0481 protein At3g02645. NCBI's taxonomy places the organism in Eukaryota, Viridiplantae, Streptophyta, Magnoliopsida, Malpighiales, Euphorbiaceae. The transcript has a single exon. Bases 167 to 1444 code for a protein of 425 amino acids. The record is from RefSeq and is a predicted model, not a curated record.